AUGGAAAGAAUCAAGAGCCCCGAAAACCAGGUGAACUUCCGGACGUUGGGGAUGGGUUAUCAAGCUGUAGUCGUGUCAACUUGUCCGGCUCCUCUGCUUCAAAGUCCAAACUUCGGUCAUCAUAUAUCGAACCACUCGAACACGUCGUCAGCACACCGCAACUUACAGCCCCCGCGGGCCGCCAUGGUAACACCGCCUACCCAGAACCCGGUUCCCCAGGGGAUCAAAACACCCCAUCCUCACCUGCAGCACUGCAUCGUCACCUUCCCACGGAACCACGUCGUACAGGUGACCAUCAACCGCCCGCGCUAUAUGAACUGCCUCCCCGACGCCGCCUCGACCGAGCUGAGCUAUUUCUGGAAAUGGUACGACGCCGAGCCCGAGUCUGCGCUGUGCCGUUUUCACCGGCGCCGGCAACGAGGCCUUCUGCGCCGGAAUGGACCUGAAGGAGCGUGCCGACCUGGUCAAGAAAGGGGAUGCCGCAUUCGAGUACCUCGCGGGUCAGUUCGCGGGCAUGAGCAACCGGACGGGGAAGAAGCCGAUUGUCGUCGCCUGUAAUGGACAUGCGCAUGGAAACGGGCGUCAGCCGGGCCACGAUGAGAGGGCAGGAGUUGUGGGGGGAGAAGAUGCUCAGGGGGC
Molecule: messenger RNA, 639 nt
Organism: Sodiomyces alkalinus F11
Lineage: Eukaryota; Fungi; Ascomycota; Sordariomycetes; Glomerellales; Plectosphaerellaceae
Exons: 4
Coding region: 1-558 (185 amino acids)
Source: RefSeq, a predicted model, not a curated record